Messenger RNA from Lobosporangium transversale, 570 nucleotides. RefSeq lists its product as hypothetical. The record is from RefSeq and is a predicted model, not a curated record. The transcript has 2 exons. Gene Ontology annotation, molecular function: nucleic acid binding; zinc ion binding. The coding region runs from base 85 to 417 and encodes 110 amino acids. NCBI's taxonomy places the organism in Eukaryota, Fungi, Mortierellomycota, Mortierellomycetes, Mortierellales, Mortierellaceae.
GGAGGAAGUACAGGAGAUAGGAGACCGAGAUGCUUUUGUGGACUUGUGGCCAAGGACUUAAAAUCAUCAAAGAACAACGGCCGGAUGUUUUGGCGGUGUAGCAAGCAGGUUGGCUGCGGUUUCUUUAAGUGGGAUGAUGAAUUAGAUGUAAACCAGGUCUCUGAACCUUGGAAUGGCAGUGGCAGUGGCAGUGGCAAUCGUCCAUUACAAUCAAAAACUAGUUCCUCCCGGUCGGACUCUGUUUGCUAUAAAUGUAAUCAGAAGGGCCAUUUUGCAAACGCGUGCACGUCUGGUCGUCAGGAAGGGACCCGCCAAGUCAAAGGCAGCAAGCAAACAUCAAGGGUGACUUCAAAACGGACAACUACUUCCAAAGUAAUUACAGCAGCCAAACUUUCAAAGAAAAAACGCCCACUCUGAACAUGUACUACUAGUAUUUAAUUGAAAAAAAAAUUACAAAAAACGUCAUUGGAUUUUUUUUCUAAUGCAUGUGUUACUUACAGCAACCAUCAUGAACAUGCAUUCAACUAAUCAACUUGGCACACUUUUCUUCUACUUUUUUUUUCCUUUCAU